Molecule: messenger RNA, 329 nt
Organism: Camellia sinensis
Lineage: Eukaryota; Viridiplantae; Streptophyta; Magnoliopsida; Ericales; Theaceae
Source: RefSeq, a predicted model, not a curated record
ACGUAUAUUUUAUUGAGUUGUAUUGAACAUGAUAAAUGUCUUUGGUACACUACCAGUUAAACCUUAACAUAAGCAUAGUAUAUUUAUGUUUCUUUUCAGUCCCUCGAAACUUUAGAUUGCUUGAGGAACUUGAACGUGGAGAAAAGGGUAUUGGAGAUGGUACUGUGAGUUAUGGAAUGGAUGAUGGAGAUGACAUUUACAUGCGUUCAUGGACAGGCACCAUUAUUGGGCCGCAUAAUGAACAUUUUGCAAAACGAAAUAAGAUGGUUCUUACUCUUAAAUAUAUAGAGUGCUGCGAAGGGAAAUAACAAGAUUUGGACCUGAUCAAU